AUGGCGCCGAGAACCGACUUCCCUCCCGUCCGCGCCUGUCUCUUCGACAUGGAUGGGCUGCUUCUCGACACCGAGGAUUUGUACACGCUGUGCAUCAACCUCAUCCUUGAGAAGUACCAGCGCCCUCAGCUGCCGUGGAGCAUCAAGGCAAAGCUGCAAGGUCGUCCCGGCCCCGCUGCCAACAAGCUGUUCCACGACUGGGCCCAGCUGCCGAUCACGCAAGAGGAGUACAUCGAGCAGUACUACGCCCUCCAGGCCAAGCACUUCCCGACCACCCAGCCUCUGCCCGGCGUCCCGGAGCUGCUUUCCGCCCUCGGCCGCACCCGUUACUGGGACCUCAAGGCAAAGAAUGAUGAGACGAACAGCAACGGCAAGCCUGAGUCGUCUGACAACAACAAAGCCCCGCACCGCGUGCACAUCGCCCUGGCCACUUCGUCCCACGAGGCCAACUUCCGUCUGAAGACAAGCCACUUGACCGAGCUCUUCUCGGUCUUCGAGACCCCGCGCCGCGUCCUAGGCGACGACAAGCGCAUCGACCCCGGCCGCGGCAAGCCCCUGCCCGACAUCUACCUGCUCGCGCUUAAGACGAUCAACGACUCCCUCCCCGCGGGUGAGAAGCCCAUCACGCCGGAGGAGUGUCUCGUGUUCGAGGACAGCGUGCCGGGCGUCGAGGCCGGCCGCCGCGCCGGCAUGCGCGUCAUCUGGUGCCCGCAUCCGAUGCUCAAGAAGGAGUAUGCCGGCCGCGAAGCCGAGGUUCUCGCGGGGCGCACGGGCGAGGCCGGGAAUAUCGAUCUGCACCAGCUUGGUGAGAUUGACGACGGUUGGGCAGAGUACCUGCCCACCCUCGUCGAUUUUCCGUACGAUAAGUACGGUAUUGUUGUUCCCCCUAUCGAGGUGGAGAAAGACACGCGCAUGAUGGAGGGCGGCAAAGUCGCCGAUGGGGAGGUGGUGCAGGCGGUGGGCACCAUCUAA
Molecule: messenger RNA, 972 nt
Organism: Chaetomium strumarium
Lineage: Eukaryota; Fungi; Ascomycota; Sordariomycetes; Sordariales; Chaetomiaceae
Product: HAD-like domain-containing protein
Exons: 2
Coding region: 1-972 (323 amino acids)
Molecular function (GO): phosphatase activity
Source: RefSeq, a predicted model, not a curated record